AAAAUGGAUAUUCGCAUGCAACAAUUUCGAAUAUUCUAUUCUUCAUAUACAUGACUCGAAUUUUGCUUUCAUCUUACACUUUCAUCUUCUUCAUUUUUUUACCUCAAAUUCCCAUCUUCUAUUUCCUCAAACAACUUCGAAAAAAAAAGCCAAAUUUCCCCCUUUUUUCUUGAAUCUUCGUCGAUUUUUUGUGGAUUAUUCGAUGAAGUUUGGGAAGAGUUUGAGUAAUCAGAUCGAGGAAACAUUGCCUGAAUGGCGAGAUAAAUUUUUGUCAUACAAAGAUUUGAAAAAGAAAUUGAAAUUGAUUGUUCCGAACAAUAAUAAUAAUAAUAAUAAUAAUAAUAAUAGCAAUUAUGGAGAUGAUGAGAAUAAUAAUGAUCGUCCGAUUAAGCGGCAAAAGUUUGACGAUGAAGAAAGUAUGACGAAGGAAGAAGUUGAAUUUAUUGGGUUAUUGGAAGAUGAACUUGAGAAAUUCAAUACAUUUUUCGUUGAGAAAGAAGAAGAAUAUAUCAUAAGAUUAAAGGAAUUGCAAGAAAGAGUGGCGAAGGCGAAGGCUUGUAAUUAUGAAGAGAUGCUCAAAAUUAGGAAGGAGAUUGUGGAUUUUCAUGGUGAAAUGGUUUUGUUGGAAAAUUAUAGUGCUCUCAACUAUACAGGUUUGGUGAAAAUUCUCAAGAAGUACGACAAAAGAACAGGUGCCCUGAUUCGCUUACCCUUCAUCCAGAGGGUCUUGCAGCAGCCAUUUUUCACAACUGAUUUGAUUUACAAGCUCGUCAAAGAGUGUGAAAGAAUGCUUGACCUUCUCUUUCCCACUGACAAUGAGCCAACAACCGCCCCUUUGCUCGAUGGUGAGGAGAGGUGCGAGCCUACUACAACUCCCGCCACUGACAACAACAGGCUGCUCAAAUGUCCAAAGGAACUUGCCGAUAUAGAGCAAAUGGAGAGCCUUUAUAUGAAGAGCACAAUCUCAGCAUUGAGAGCUUUGAAAGAAAUCCGAAGCAAAAGCUCAACAGUGAGCAUGUUUUCGUUGCCUCCCCUGCAACUGGGAGGCUUAGAGGAGACAUGGAAGAAGAUACCUAUUCUCGAACAAGUAGCCAAGUAGCCGGAACCUUGUUCUAUAGGGGAUUAGGCAUCGCUUAGUUUGUGUAUCUUUUUCUUCCUGCGUGUGUUUUGUCCCUUCACUCUUGUGUUAGCUACUACUAACAACAGAUGUAAUACACAUAAUUUUACUUGAAUUACCACUGUCAGAUAUUAGAACGGUUGUACUUGAAAGUUCAAAAAUUGUUUCAAUGUUUUAAA
Amaranthus tricolor (Joseph's coat) is the source of this 1296-nucleotide messenger RNA. Its product is annotated as SPX domain-containing protein 1-like. The transcript has 3 exons. The coding region runs from base 203 to 1099 and encodes 298 amino acids. Lineage: Eukaryota; Viridiplantae; Streptophyta; Magnoliopsida; Caryophyllales; Amaranthaceae. Gene Ontology annotation, biological process: cellular response to phosphate starvation. The record is from RefSeq and is a predicted model, not a curated record.